Messenger RNA from Auxenochlorella protothecoides, 747 nucleotides. RefSeq lists its product as hypothetical. Gene Ontology annotation, cellular component: Golgi apparatus. Lineage: Eukaryota; Viridiplantae; Chlorophyta; Trebouxiophyceae; Chlorellales; Chlorellaceae. The transcript has 4 exons. Bases 1 to 747 code for a protein of 248 amino acids. The record is from RefSeq and is a predicted model, not a curated record.
AUGCAGGCGGCGCAAUCCUUGUUCAACACCUACUUCUCACGGCGAUUCAUGAGCGGCUGUGCCAUUCUCUUCCCUGUGGUGGUGACAGCCUACCUGACCUGGUGGUUCCUGGAGUUUUUUGACAACUUCUUCUCGCCCCUGUACACUUACCUCUUCGGCUUUCAUGUCUUUGGCCUGGGCUUCCUUACCUCCAUGCUCUUCAUCUUUGCCACGGGCGUCUUCACGUCGUCGUGGAUGGGGGCCACCCUCUUCAAGCUCUCCGAUUACAUCAUUCGGAAGGUGCCCCUCGUAAAGCACAUUUACUCAGCGGCCAAGCAGGUCUCCGCAGCCGUCUCUCCGGACAACGAAGCAACUCACAGCUUCAGGGAGUGCGUCCUGAUACGCCACCCGCGGCACGGGGAGUACGCCUUUGGGUUCAUCACGGGGCAGACCAAGAUGACCACUCCGGAGGGCGAGCUGGAGCUAUUCUCGGUGUAUGUUCCCACCAACCAUGUCUAUGUGGGCGACAUUUUCCUCCUGGCCGCCCCCGACAUCAUCAGGCACAACCUCUCUGUCCGAGAAGGAAUAGAGUUCCAGGCAGCCAUGCAUGCUCACGUCACCAAGCUGGGCCUUGGUGCUCACCAGCUGGUCUGUUACAAUUUUGUGGUGCUGCAGCAAUACCUUUUCCUUGCCCCUACGCGCCCCGCAGAGGUUGUGGUGUCUGUAGGAAUGGCGUUGCCAGGCCACUUGCAAGCCACUGGGAGGUAG